Messenger RNA from Ceratitis capitata (Mediterranean fruit fly), 426 nucleotides. Its product is annotated as lysozyme 1-like. The record is from RefSeq and is a predicted model, not a curated record. Lineage: Eukaryota; Metazoa; Arthropoda; Insecta; Diptera; Tephritidae.
AUGGUGCCACAUGCCACGCAACACGAACGAAUAUUGCCAGAGAAUUUCCCAGCCGUCACCAAAACUUUCACAAGCUGCUCUCACGCGCAUGAAAUGUCGCUCUUGGGUGUACCGAAAGAUCAAUUGUCAAUCUGGACGUGUAUUGCUGAGCACGACAGCUCUUAUCGUACCGGUGUUGUUGGUCCAACUAACAAAAAUGGUUCCAACGAUUAUGGUAUCUUCCAAAUUAACAACUACUAUUGGUGCCAGCCUUCUAGUGGUCGUUUCUCCUACAAUGAAUGCAAUUUGAGCCGCGAAGCUCUGUUGAACGAUAACAUCAGCAACUCUGUGAAGUGCGGGAAUAAGAAAAAACAACAAGGUUGGACUGCCUGGUCUACAUGGAAAUAUUACAACGGUGCUCAGCCCAGUAUUGACCCAUGCUUUUAA